This is a messenger RNA of Stylophora pistillata, 1100 nucleotides long. RefSeq names its product serine protease 23. Gene Ontology annotation, molecular function: serine-type endopeptidase activity. NCBI's taxonomy places the organism in Eukaryota, Metazoa, Cnidaria, Anthozoa, Scleractinia, Pocilloporidae. Gene Ontology annotation, biological process: proteolysis. The record is from RefSeq and is a predicted model, not a curated record.
UAAAGGACCACUUCCUUCUCAUUGCUGUUUGAGGAUGAAGGCAAUUUUUGUGAUGCUCUUGAUGCUUAAAGCUGUGAGUGUGAAAACUCUGCCUGAAUUUGAACCCGGAGAAAAACAAGAUAGCGAGGGUCACCAUGCAGAUGACAACACUGAUGACAUCACUUUGGUAUAUCGUCCUGAGACAUCAAGGGAGAAUUUGAUCAAAUUAUUUAACCUGACUGCACAGGACUUAGACUUGAGUUAUGAAACAAUUUUGCCCAGGGGUCUUAGCACGAUAACACUAAAAAGGACAAGUGGAAAAUUUGGCGACAAGAAGGUUUUGGAUGUACCUCAGUUUACAGUGUAUGAGAGGGGUAACAGAGAAAACACGAGACAUAGCGGAGGGACUAAUCAGAAGCCACAAGCUAAGCGUGUGAUAAUUCCACCAGACGAUCGUAAACAGCUUUCCUCCUCCAACAAGGCCCAAAAAUCACCUCACUCAGCUGCUUGUAAAGUUUCCUGUAAGGGAUCUUGUCGUUGGUCUUGUUCAGGGACUUUGAUAGGUUCGCAUCACGUCCUAACCAGCGCGCAUUGCAUUGACGGAGAGGACAUUGCUACACUUCAGGUUGGGUUUUUGGAGCGAAAUGGCCGGCUGCAGUGGUACGAUGUGAUAAGAGCGUCCAUACCACUACGAUGGAAAAUCAACAAAAAAACAGAUGAUUAUACUGUGCUUAAACUCGAAGGUCGGGCAAAUCGUCGAUCUUACGUUAGUGUUGUGUCCACACCGUUACCCAAAAACUCGUUAAUAUCAAUCACAGGAUUUCCGGGUGACAAACCUCCCAGCAGUCUUUGGAUCUCCAAAUGUCGUGCAAUCCUUGUGACCAGUGGUCAAAUUUGGAAUAACUGUGACGUGGUGCGAGGGAGUUCGGGGUCAGGUGUCUUAAAAAAGGAAAGCAGCAGAGGUACCUCUCGCACGGUUGUUGUCGGUGUACUAUCCGGCGAAAAAUCUGUACGAAUCAACGGGCGUGUGAGGAGAAUAAAUGUUGCUGUUCAUUUAACAGGGUCUAGGCUAUCACAAAUAAAUGAAUGGAUAAAUAAAUAAAAAUCUAUUUUAAAGCACA